This is a messenger RNA of Saccoglossus kowalevskii, 732 nucleotides long. RefSeq names its product solute carrier family 52, riboflavin transporter, member 3-A pseudogene. NCBI's taxonomy places the organism in Eukaryota, Metazoa, Hemichordata, Enteropneusta, Harrimaniidae. The record is from RefSeq and is a predicted model, not a curated record.
AUGCUGAACUACCUUCCGGUGUGUAAACGUGAACAAGUAAAGAGAGCCGGCAUCGAUAAGAACCUUCGACUAAUCUACCGAAAAUGUGCUGAUAAUGGGGACCAAGUGGUGAUGGAUGAUAUCCAUUAUUAUGAUCGAUCAACAAAGACCAUUGAAUCAGAUUUCGAGAUACCUGCUACCGGUAAAUCCAAAGCAAAUAGUUCCAUGAAUACCUGUAGCUGGGUGUACAUGCUGCUGUUGGAGGCGUGGGUCAACGCCCUCAUGAACACCGUCAUGAAUUCGAUCCAGACUUACUCUACAUUACCGUACGGCAACGUCGCCUACCAUCUAGCCGUCAAGUUAGGACUGAUGGCUAACCCAACCGCCUGUUUAUUUGUUCAUUUUUCACCAAUAAAAAACAAUACUGUGAUUGGAUUUAUAUCUUUUCUGGGCAGCUGUAUCGGUGCCUACAUCAUGUGGACGGCACUGGAGAGUCCGUAUCCCGUGCUGUGUGGUAGUAUAUGGGGAGAGGUUCUUGUGGUACUAGCGUGGAUCUUCAUGAUCGGGCUUCUUACUUACGUGAAAGUUAUGAUUGGAGUAAUCUGUCGUGACAACGGACGCAAAGCCUUGAUGUGGUGCGGCGCCGCGAUGCAGGUUGGGUCGUUGGCUGGUUCUAUCGUCAUAUUUCCAAUGGUCAAUGUGUUGUACUUGUUUACACCAAACGACCCCUGUGGCGACACAUGCUGGAACUAG